AUGAACAACGGGUCACCUAUCCGAAGACACGAAUACGUUUUAUCCGAUAUUGGAAACAAAGUGCGUUGCUCCCCAUCGAAAAAUGUGUACAAACGACUAGGGACAUCACCAAUGAAGAAGUAUUCGAACGACCUUUCAAAACCACCGAUGAGAAUUUCUCCCGCGAAAAGGCAACCACCACAUGAAGGAUCUAACUUUUUUCAAACCACUCCAAAAAGGCUGCGAUCUCCUCAAUCCUUAAAGGCUUAUCCUCGAGAAGGGACUUCUAGCGUAGACAGAAUCAAUUUUAAAGGCAGUGAAUCUGUAAACUCGACUGGCACUGACUUUGUUUUUCACACGUCACCUGUAAGGCCAAAAUUUAGCAAUAUAAUAAAUGUUGGUGGAGACGGUUCUCUAAGUAGGAUAAGGACAAGGUUUAGUAAUGGUGUGAAGUCCCCUCAAAAAGAGAAGGAAAUACAUUCUGCUUAUCCUGAUAAAGUCCAAAAGAACUUGUUCGUGCAACUCCAACAACAAGAGUCAUUGCACAACUCUUUAAGUGACUUCAACGAUACAACAAGAAUUAACACGACUAUAAAUUCAAUGAAGAUACGUCCACAAGAUGACAAGAAAACCAUAAAAAAACCGAAAUCGCUAGCAAAAAAGAAAACAGUGAAGUUUGAACUGAACGAAGAAAAGAAUCUUAAAAGCGAGUUAUCAGAAAUUAGGGCACUUCUGAUGAAUUUAACUGAACGACAGGAUCAGCUUGAACAGAGACUAUUUUCAAGGGAGGAGAGCUAUUCCCCGAAAGAUUCAUAA
Lachancea fermentati is the source of this 795-nucleotide messenger RNA. Lineage: Eukaryota; Fungi; Ascomycota; Saccharomycetes; Saccharomycetales; Saccharomycetaceae. The record is from the annotation of a GenBank genome assembly.